AUGAGGUCAGGAAGUUCUUUCUCUGUGGCGUUUGCCAUCCUCGCUUUCUUUGCCUUCGGAUGCAACUUCCAAGUGGCUGCUUUAGGGAUAGGUGUUCGUUUGGUAGGCGGUUCAGACUCCAUGGAAGGUCGAGUGGAGGUGUUCUGGAACGGUGCUUGGGGGACGGUCUGUGAUGACCUAUGGGACCUACGAGACGCAACAGUUAUCUGCCGGGAACUGGGUUUUCGAGAAGCUUAUGCGGCUCCCAUUGGAGCUGCAUUUGGUGAGGGAACCGUGGACAUAGUGUUGGAUGAUGUUCGUUGCACGGGUAACGAAGAGACGGUGUUUGAUUGCCCGGCACGAAGUCUGGGAGUACACGACUGCGUGCAUAGCGAGGAUGCCGGGGUUCGAUGUACUGGAGAUCGACCCGUCAUUAUAAUCUGCCCAUCUAAUCAGACGAUCGAUUCAGAUUCAAACCAGAACUUCGCUACGGUCAACCUACCUGGUCCUGCCGCUUCGUACCACAGCAGCCUUGGACGGCUCGAAAUCACUAUUGACGUGGAUGGUUCUACGCGUCGCGUUAAUGACGAAGUCAGAUUGAGUAUUGCAAACUCUCCACACGUCUUGCAAUUCAAUGCAAGUGAUGCAAACAACACUGCGACGUGCAGCAUGCAAAUCUCUGUUCUUGGGAUAGGUGUUCGUUUGGUAGGCGGUUCAGAUUCCAUGGAAGGUCGAGUGGAGGUGUUCUGGAACAGUGCUUGGGGGACGGUCUGUGAUGACGACUGGGACCUACAAGACGCAACCGUUAUCUGCCGGGAACUGGGUUACGGAGAAGCUUAUGCAGCUCCCCAUGAAGCUGCAUUUGGUCGAGGAGCCGGAGACAUACUGUUGGAUGAAGUUCGUUGCACGGGUAACGAGGAGACGGUGUUUGAUUGCACGGCAAUAAGGGGAUCGGGACACGACUGCAGUCAUUACGAGGAUGCCGGGGUUCGAUGUAGUAAGUUGUUAAUGUUGACAACAGACUGA
Patiria miniata (bat star) is the source of this 1005-nucleotide messenger RNA. Its product is annotated as deleted in malignant brain tumors 1 protein-like. Lineage: Eukaryota; Metazoa; Echinodermata; Asteroidea; Valvatida; Asterinidae. The record is from RefSeq and is a predicted model, not a curated record. Gene Ontology annotation, cellular component: membrane. The transcript has 4 exons. The coding region runs from base 1 to 1005 and encodes 334 amino acids.